Messenger RNA from Lepisosteus oculatus (spotted gar), 4729 nucleotides. Its product is annotated as uridine-cytidine kinase-like 1. The record is from RefSeq and is a predicted model, not a curated record. Lineage: Eukaryota; Metazoa; Chordata; Actinopteri; Semionotiformes; Lepisosteidae. Gene Ontology annotation, molecular function: ATP binding; kinase activity. Gene Ontology annotation, cellular component: cytoplasm.
AGGCGACAGUUUUUCUAAAACACUGUUUAUGUUUCUGAAUGGGCAGGACAAAAAGCUAUUCUUCCGGCGCAAAGAUAAUUUUGCCUUGUGCUUUCAGGGAACAGAACACUCGAGAUUUCUUACUCUUGGAAAAUGUAGUUUUUGUGAACCAGUUUCACUUCGUAUAACCCAUAAAAGCUGUCUUUCAGAAACUACAAUCCCGUCAUGUACCUGUGUUACAGACGAUGCAUGCGCACAUCGUGCCUUUUCAGUAGGACCUUACGUGGAGCGUGUGGUGAAAACAUGGCUGUGAAUACGGACCAAGGGGAGUUACAGACGCAGCAUCAAAGCCAAGGAGAUGAAGACCGAUCCAUCUUUAGGGCAGACAGUGGCAGUGGGGAGGACUCGUUAGACAACCUUAUUCGCAGGUGUCCCCUCACUCCCUCUUUGUCUCCACGGAAACGAACCACCAGCCAGAGCAAAACAGAGCCUCCUUUGCUAAGGACCAGCAAAAGGACAAUCUACACUGCAGGGCGGCCUCCUUGGUACAAUGUCACUGGAACCACCUUCAAGGAAGCCUUUGUAAUUGGACUGUGUGGUGGCAGUGCUUCUGGGAAGACCACAGUAGCAAAUAAGAUUAUAGAAGCCCUGGAUGUGCCCUGGGUUGUGCUUCUUUCCAUGGAUUCUUUUUACAAGGUGCUAAGUAAAGAGGAACAGGAGCUGGCAGCUAAGAACGAAUACAACUUUGACCAUCCGGAUGCCUUCGACUUUGAGCUGCUAGUAAAUGUGCUUAGAAAACUGAAGAAAGGAAAGAGCAUUAAAGUACCUGUGUAUGACUUCACCAUGCACAGUCGCCGCAAGGAGUGGAAAACAGUUUAUGGAGCAAAUGUAGUUAUAUUUGAAGGCAUUCUUGCAUUUGCCAACAAGGAACUAUUGAAGCUGCUGGAUAUGAAAGUGUUUGUGGACACGGAUUCUGAUAUCCGGCUUGUUCGCCGCUUGAAGAGAGACAUUUCUGAGCGAGGCCGAGACAUUGUAGGGGUCAUUAAGCAGUACAACAAGUUUGUGAAGCCAGCGUUCGAGCAAUACAUUGAGCCAACAGUGCAAGUAGCUGAUAUCGUGGUUCCAAGGGGGGGAGAGAAUUUUGUAGCCCUGGACCUCAUUGUGCAGCAUGUCCAUAGCCAGCUGGAGAAGAGGAAACUCCGCUGGGAUAUAGCGGCUCUGGCGUCUGCCCAUCAAGGCCAGCCCCUGCCGAAGACGCUGAGCGUCAUGGAGAGCACCCCACAGGUCAGGGGCAUGCACACCAUCAUCAGGAAUAAGGACACAAAUCGAGAUGAAUUUAUUUUCUACUCCAAGAGAUUAAUGAGGCUUCUUAUUGAGCAUGCUCUCUCCUUUUUGCCUCUCAAGCCAGUUUCCGUGGAGACUCCGCAAGGCACCAUCUAUGAAGGAAAAAGACUCAGUGGCCAAAGGAUAACGGGCGUCUCCAUCCUACGUGCUGGAGAGACGAUGGAACAAGCACUCAUGGCCGUGUGUAAAGAUAUCCGCCUGGGAAAGAUCCUGAUCCAAACCAACCAUGAUACUGGGGAACCAGAGCUACACUACCUUAGGUUGCCUAAAGAUAUAAGUGAAGAUUAUGUGAUUUUAAUGGAUAGCACUGUGUCAACUGGAGCAGCUGCUCUGAUGGCAGUGAGAGUAUUGCUGGAUCACGACGUGCAGGAGGACAAGAUCUUCCUGCUGUCUCUCCUGAUGGCAGAGAUGGGGGUUCAUUCUGUGGCAUAUGCUUUCCCCAAAGUGCGCAUUAUCACCACAGCUGUGGACAAAAAGGUCAAUGACGAAUUCCACAUAAUUCCCGGGAUAGGUAAUUUUGGAGAUCGGUACUUUGGCACAGAUGCUCCUUCGGACUGGUACGAGAGUGACGAGGGAAUGGACUAUUGAAAAAUUUGAACAUAGCCAGGAAUACUGCAUGAGCAGCACAUUCUUAAAAAGUGACUGAUGUUCAAGAGGUGGAAAAUUGUAAACCAGCUCUUGGCUUUACCUUAUUUUACGCCAUAUCGUUUUUACCAUGUUUACUAGAAUGGGGAUGUAAAACAUUUAUUUUAAGGUCACAACUGAAUUUUUUUCUAUAGUAUCCAAAGGACAGAACUUGAAGUUUCCUUAGCCACAGUACUGUACCUUCCAGACUCUCCCAAAUCAGUUGCAGGUUUAUGCUUUCAUUAAUGACUAAAGGGAACCAGGUAUGUUAUGAUUGGCUGAUCCCAUACCUUUUAAAGUGGAUUUUUUCCAUCAGUGAAAAAUCUUCAAUUACUUCCAUAUCUCAAAGCUUACUUCAAUAAUAGCCACACAAAUUAAAAGCCUGGAUUCUGUGCUUAGUUCCGCCACAAGUGUGGCUGCCAUUUUGGAGCUCCUCUCCAUAUUUACCAUGACAGUCAACCAAAAUGGUGGGGGAAAAUUAAAAGUACUGUAGAAAACAGAAAAUGCUUUUUUCAAUAAACACCAAUUCUGUGUGUGUUCAUUUUCAUUAAGAUAAGAAUCUGUGAUUUGCACUGUAAGGAUGGCAGAUGGUCCACAGAGACUACAAAUAACAGGAUUUUUGCAUUUUCUGAAAUAAGGUGUCUCCUGCAGCAAAGUACUGCUGUGCACAGACACAUAUUUACAGUACAUUGAAGAUUAGAGUUGCACAAGAGGAGGAAUAAAACAUGUAAGAUUGCACAGUAUAUGUAUAGAGAUAAAUCCAUAAAUCUAGACCUUUGAAAGAAUGGCCUGCACUCUGGGACCACAGUAAUUGUUUUUUUAUCCGCCUGUGCACUAUAUUCUGAUUAUUUGUAGUUCCAACCACAGAACUUCCUUGGGAGUCAGAAGGCAGGGUUGAUCAUUUUUAGUCACUGAUGUGUAAAAUUAACUGAAGCUCAGUUCUUGAAAGGCCUGCCAUUUGGGGAGGAAUAAAUGUUUCCUAGCUUGUAAAAUGAAACUUGAGGUUUAAACUGAUCUGUUCUUAUAUUAUUGUCGAACUGAAGACUUGUAAAUGUGUUGUCACAAAUUAUUUUGUAGGCACUGUCUGUUGUUUCUGGGGUAAAUACUUGAAUUGACCUUUUUUUUGUCUUUUGUAAAUUAUUGCUUUGUUCAUUAUUUUAUUUAAUGUCUUUAGGUUGUAUGUUUGUAGUUAAUAUUGUCUUUAAAAGACAUUAGCUGUUCUUAGAAUGUGUUUAAGAAAAAAUGUUCAAAGAACCUCACUAUCUAUAAGUAUAAGUAAUAUACUACAGGCUUUGAGCAGUUAUGGUUUUGGUGGCACAUACAGUAUGUUUCUCUGUACAACUUCCUUAGCAUUAACAAAGCUGUAAGCCUCACACUCAUUGAAAGGUUUGAAACACCAAUGCUUAACUGCACAGAAUUUAAGCAGUACUGUUCUUGGUUCUGUUUAUUGUUUUUCUCUAGCUAUUACUGCAUCUGAUUUGUAUGAUCAUCAUAGAAAACAUGAACACUUGAAAGACAAGAAAAACGAUUGCUCAACUGAGGAAACGCCAAUAAAUAGCUGUUUUCAAACAUUUUUUAAAAAGACUAGUGUAGUUGAAGUGUAGUAGUGGACAUUAGGUAGUAACCUGUCCCCAUCUUCAAAAUGAUCAAAUAACACUAUUUAACUGUAUUCUGUUUUACCAUUUGACACAUAGACACAUCUUAGGUUGUGUGGAAUUUUGGAUUGUGAAUUUAAAAAAGACCAAGCUUUAUAUUGACCAGAAAUGGAAUUUGUGUGAUUACUUAACCUGUAGCUUGGAUCUCUUGACCAAAGGGCCCAAAUAAGACUGUGAUUCUGAGCUACUGUACACUGUUUUUGAUUCAUUUAUUGGCACGUGAACUAGACUUUUGUGUCUGAGGAUGUGAGACCUCCAUAUGUGUCAGUUUUUCAUAGAACGUUUUCCUGAACAGUACUUCAUUAUUAUCCAACUGUAUUUCUGUUAACUAAAAUAACUUUUCCUAUUGCUUCUACCAAGUGUGGACUGUAUUUUUUUAAAAUAUAGCCACAUCUUUCAGUAUUUGUUUUAGAAAUAGUUCUUCUAGCGAAGGGUAGGUGUCAUAGGUGUCAUUUUCUUUGGCCAAAGACAGGUGAGUUGGUGUUGACAUUGAGGCUUUCAACAUGUUUGCAGAAGAACAGGGUGUGAUUGUGCUUAUUUCAACAACUCUAUCUUGAAAACUAUACACAUCGGUGUGAAAUGUGCUUACCAUGAGGACAGUGGGAAAGACAUUCUGUUCUCACUCUGUUCCACACUGGGCAGAUUCAGACAGCCGUGUACCAUGUUCUCCCAUGAAUGCAAACCAUUAUGGGGGCAGUGAUGGUUGCAUUGUGCUGAUGGUUACAUAUAGCCUCUUUGUGUUUAUCACUAUGGAAAUCAGUCUAGAUCUAAUAUAUUUCUGUUUCCUAAAUUGAAUUCAUCUACACUGAGCUCUUUUAUCUGGACAUUUUAUUCUUUAUGUAAUUUCCAAGAUUGAGAGUUAUGUCUUGUGAAACAGUCUUUAAAGGGAUUCUGUAUGAACUGCAUGAUCAAGUCCUCAUUGUGUGUGCUGUUGUGAGUUGUGUUUGACCAAAAGAAAAUGGGACAGAGAAAAAUCCUUGAACAUUGAAAUGUUAUCUUUGUCUUCAUGAGUCAUUCCAUGACAUUUUGUUAAAACAUACAUCUCUUUCCUCAUGUUUGAAGCCUUUAUUUAUCUGUAGUUUUAAUUUUUAUCUUGUUUUAUGUUAAAAUAAAUAUUACCAAUGUUA